GGAUAUUCAAAGAAAAAAGGAAGACUAUUUCGUUCUUUCAGACUAUAAAACCGCAAUUUCUUCCCUCUAAAACCCCCUCGGAGAAGAAAAUCUCUCAUCUUGGAACACUUCUUCCGCUACAUAAUGUUCAGAAAGAUCAUUUCUUCCCCCUCCAAGUCAAAGUCAAGAAAAUUCGUAUCCGUAUCACUUCAUUCCACCAACUAUUGCUACUACGAUCCCUCAACACCACCUUCUUCACCAUCAAAACACAUUUCCCCCAGACAAAAAUGGUUUCAGAUCACCCCAACUUCGUUCAAGGGUUUCAAUCGAUCUUUUUCAUCUGGGUAUCAGUUAAAUUCGACCCAAUUUAGAGUGUCUAAUUUAAAUAGAAAUGGGGUUUCGAUAUUGAGAAGGGGAUUCAGUAGCGAAACAGUUCGUGAUUGUAUUAAUUAUGACGUGGUUAUCAUCGGAGGAGGUCCGGCCGGCUUAUCCGCGUCCAUAAGAUUGAAGCAAUUAUGCUGUGAAAAUGAUGUAGACUUAUCUGUGUGCGUUGUGGAGAAAGGGGCAGAAGUAGGUGCACAUAUAUUAUCGGGAAAUGUUUUUGAACCCCGUGCAUUGAACGAACUCAUCCCACAAUGGAGAGAAGAAGAGGCACCAAUUAGUGUCAGUGUUUCUUCUGAUAAGUUCAUGCUACUUACAGAAAAGCAUGCAAUCCCAUUGCCAAAUCCUUUCGAUAAUAAAGGAAACUAUGUUAUAAGUUUAAGCCAAUUUGUACGUUGGUUAGGACAGAAAGCUGAAGAAUUAGGAGUUGAAGUAUACCCAGGUUUUGCAGCUAAAGAGAUUUUAUUUGAUGAAAAUGAAAAUGUUAUUGGAAUUGCAACUAAUGACAUGGGAAUUGGGAAAGAUGGCUCUAAAAAAGAUAAUUUUCAGCCUGGUGUAGAAUUAAAAGGGCGUAUAAAUCUUUUUGCUGAAGGAUGUCGAGGUGCACUAUCAGAGAAACUAAUAAAGAAAUACAAUCUAAGAGAGAAAGGACAUGGACAACAUCAAACUUAUGCAUUAGGAAUUAAAGAGGUUUGGGAAAUUGAUGCCAAAAAGCAUAAACCUGGUGCUGUUGUUCAUACUUUAGGUUGGCCUUUGGAUCACAAAACCUAUGGAGGAUCUUUUUUAUAUCAUAUGCAAGAUAAUCAAGUUUCCAUUGGAUUAGUUUGUGCUUUGAAUUACCACAACCCGUAUUUCAGUCCUUAUGAUGAAUUCCAGAAACUUAAAGGUCAUCCUGCAAUCAGACCUCUUCUUGAAAAUGGGACAGUUGUCCAAUAUGGGGCCCGGACUUUGAAUGAAGGUGGUUUUCAGUCUAUUCCAUAUCCAGUGUUCCCUGGGGGAGCAGUUGUUGGAUGUGCAGCUGGCUUCUUAAAUGUUCCAAAAAUAAAGGGUACACACACUGCCAUGAAAUCAGGAAUGUUAGCAGCAGAAUCUGCGUUUGAAGUACUUAAUAAGGGAUCAAAUAUGAAAAAUUAUUGGGAAAGUUUAAAAAAAUCAUGGAUAUGGGAAGAGCUUUAUCAAGCACGCAACUAUCGCCCAGCUUUUGAAUAUGGGCUUUUUCCUGGUUUAGCUAUAAGUGGUCUAGAACACUAUUUACUUAAAGGAAGAGUCCCAUUUACCUUGAAGCAUGGAAAACCAGAUCAUGAAGCAACACAUGAAGCAAGUGUAAGCUCCCCGAUUGAAUACCCAAAGCCAGAUGGGAUUGUUAGUUUUGAUGUGCCAACUUCUCUUUACAGGAGCAAUACAAAUCAUGAUCAUGAUCAACCAGCUCACCUUCGGUUGAGGGACCCACAAAUUCCUCAACUUGUAAAUUUGCCAAAAUAUGGAGCUCCAGAAUCCCGAUAUUGUCCUGCACGUGUAUAUGAGUAUGUUGCGGAUGACAAGGGUGAAUUGAAGCUCCAGAUUAAUGCUCAGAAUUGCUUGCACUGCAAGGCGUGUGAUAUUAAAGAUCCGAAGCAGAACAUUGAAUGGACAGUUCCAGAAGGUGGAGGUGGGCCCGGCUACUCAGUAAUGUAAACCGGUUCUUGAAGAUUUAUGUGGAAAAUCAAGAAACGAGAACAAAUGGGAUCUUAUCCUUUGUCAUUGUCACGUGUUAAUCGAAUGUUUCUAGAUUCGAUAUUUUGUACUUUGAUAAACUUUAUAGAUUCAAGUUCGUGUUUGUAUGAAAUUAGGGCACAAAUCUAUGACUUUUGUUGUACUUUUUUAUACAAAAUCAUGAGU
Molecule: messenger RNA, 2238 nt
Organism: Lactuca virosa
Lineage: Eukaryota; Viridiplantae; Streptophyta; Magnoliopsida; Asterales; Asteraceae
Source: the annotation of a GenBank genome assembly